AUGAAGCUUAUUCAAUUUGGCCAGGUCAUCACGGCAUUUAUCACGCUCGCGAAUGGUUUGUCUUUUCCCGAUCUCACGCCGGACGAAGAGAACCGCAUCUCCGGCGGGUCGAAUGACAAGAUUGACAAGCACACGUACGUGGCGAGUCUUGUGCGCGGCCCUGAUAUCGAGCUAUUUUGUGGUGGCAUAUUGAUCGCACCUCAGUACGUUCUCACUGCUGGGCACUGUCUGGACUAUUCCAUGACAGACGUGCACGUUUACAUUGGAUCAAAGUAUCGCCUGGAUAAAGGCCCGCAAGAGGCCGAAAUGAUACGUGCUGUGGAGGCUUAUCGCCAUUCACUGUAUCACUUGUCGACCGAUUUGAUGACCGCCACACGCGAUGUGGCAUUGAUCAAACUCGAGAAACCAUGCAAGAUUCGACCAGCACGUCUGGCUCCCGCAGAUGGAUCUGAGAAUGAGUCGGAUGCGCUGGCUACCACCAUAGGCUGGGGGCUAGUGAACAACGAGACGUUAAGCGAUACCCUUCAAACCACCGAUGUCGAGAUUUUCCCGAACAAGAAGUGUGCCAACGCCGCGGCGAACACCACCGUGGACGAUUCAGUGAUUUGCGCCGGCAAUGGAAAUGCGAAGGACUACUGUGCCAUCACCGGGGGUGGCCCUCUUCUAGUGACCGAUAUGGUCGUGGGCGUUAUGAGCGUUGAUCUUGAGGAUUGUGGCGUCUUGCUUGGAACAUAUACUCGUGUCUCCAAAUCGUUGGGAUUUAUCAACGACAUUCUACACGGUGGAUCUUCCAAAAAUGCCACGGAUCGGUUGACUGCUAACACGAGCAUAAUUCCGGAAUUCUGA
This is a messenger RNA of Phytophthora nicotianae INRA-310, 846 nucleotides long. RefSeq lists its product as hypothetical. Lineage: Eukaryota; Oomycota; Peronosporomycetes; Peronosporales; Peronosporaceae. Bases 1 to 846 code for a protein of 281 amino acids. The transcript has a single exon. Gene Ontology annotation, biological process: proteolysis. The record is from RefSeq and is a predicted model, not a curated record. Gene Ontology annotation, molecular function: serine-type endopeptidase activity.